This is a messenger RNA of Camponotus floridanus (Florida carpenter ant), 5091 nucleotides long. RefSeq lists its product as uncharacterized. Lineage: Eukaryota; Metazoa; Arthropoda; Insecta; Hymenoptera; Formicidae. Gene Ontology annotation, biological process: proteolysis; DNA integration. The transcript has a single exon. Bases 1 to 5091 code for a protein of 1696 amino acids. The record is from RefSeq and is a predicted model, not a curated record. Gene Ontology annotation, molecular function: nucleic acid binding; aspartic-type endopeptidase activity.
AUGAAUGCUGAUUUGAAGGCGUUGUUCGAGGCGCAGAACGACAUCCAUGGACGAAUGUCCCGCUCCGUGGACAAUCUGCGUAAGAUGGGCGUCUCGAGCAUCACCGCCGAAGCAAUCCAGGCUCGCCUCCGCAUCCUCGAGACGUUAUGGACGAGAUUCGAGGCCCAUCACGACCUCAUCGUGGCGGCUCUAAAAGACAAAUAUCUCGAAAGUGAGUACCCAAAAGCAGAUUUUAUCGAUACUGCGGAAACCACUUACGUGACACAACGGAGCAUGUUAGUCGAUUACGCUAACAAGCUCAAGGGCGAGAAGCACGCCACGCUCAAAGGCGAGUCCUCUCCAGAGCAGGCUCCUAAGACGUCGUUGCCGCGCAUCAAACUCCCGACGUUCUCUGGGUCCUACGAAGAAUGGCCCUCGUUCCGCGAUCUCUUCCUGUCCGUCAUCGGGGAGAAUGCGUCAGUCUCCGACAUCGAGCGCUUCCACUAUCUCCGGUCUUGCGUCAAGGGACCCGCUGAAAGGUUGAUCAAAUCUUUGACUGUGACCGGUGACAAUUAUCAGCGCGCGUGGGUGAUUCUGUGCAGACAUUUCGAAAACAAAAGAGAGUUCAUUCGCUCUAAUUUCGCCGCGUUUACCUCGGUCCCGAAGAUGAAGUGCGAGUCCGCGGAAGAACUCGGUCGCAUACACAACGCCGUUACGACCGCCGUGAACGCGCAGGAGAGUAUCGGGAGGCCCGUCGACUCCCAUGGUAUGGACCUCCUCAACUUCCUCACUAUCGAGCUCUUCGAUUCGCGCACACGGAUGGAAUGGGAGUCCUCGAUCAGCGACUCCACUGAUCCGCCAGACCACGACACUCUCGUCAAUUUCAUCGCGAAGCGCAUUCUCACUCUGAACGCUGCGAAACCGAGAGUAUCGUCAAGGACCGCUGAAAGUGCGCCGCGAACUGCGAAGGCUCACCACUCGAAGACCGGCUCCGACUAUUCAAAGUGCGCACUGUGCCAAGGAAAGCACACGCUCAUGGUGUGUGGCGACUUCAAGGCGAAGUCCGCGAGCGAUCGGAAGUCCUUCGUAGAACAAAACCGACUGUGCUAUAACUGUCUCGAGAAUCACUUGAUCUCCAAAUGCCAGUCCGUCAAAACCUGUUUCACGUGCAAAGGCAAGCACCACUCUACACUGCACGACGCGUAUAGUUCGUCCUCUUCCAAGGAGGUAAGCGCGCUAGCUGCGAUGCACUCCUCGUCCGAGCGCAAGGCGAUCCUUCUCGCGACAGCUCGCCUGCUCAUCGCCGACCGCGCCGGGCAUCUUCACCCAGCUCGGGCGAUGCUCGAUCAAGGCUCCGAGGUGUCGAUCGUCUCGGAGGCGCUGGUCCAACGCCUGAAGCUCCCCCGCACAAGCUCUUCGGUGUCUAUCAUCGGCAUCGGCGGGGCUCGAUCCGGGUCAACCCGCGGCAGAGUGGCGCUCAACCUCUCCUCCACGGCCACGGGAACCAAGCUGAAAGCGGUCGCCUUCGUGCUGCCGCGACUGUCGGCAUAUCAGGGGUCUUCGGUAGCCAACCUCUCCUCCUGGCCUCACGUCCGUGGCCUCGAGCUCGCCGACCCCCGAUACCAGGAGCGCGACCCAGUCGAGAUACUGCUGGGUGCGGAAGUCUGCUCGACCAUCUUGGAGGCCGGGCUCCGCAAGGGUGGUCCGCGUGAGCCAGUCGCACAGAAGACGGCCCUAGGAUGGAUCCUGUCGGGAGGAUCUAGCUCGGCGUCCUUCCAGGGUCCCCGGAGCUCCCUGCAAUGCACGGUGGACCCAGAAUUGAACAAACUUGUACACAGCUUCUGGGAGCAGGAGAAGGAAUUUCCUCCCCCCGUCGCACUCACGCCGGAGGAGGAACAGUGUGAGACCCUCUUCACGCGCACUUACCAGCGGACUGCAUCCGGUCGGUACGUUGUACGUCUUCCGUUCUCUUCCUCGCCAACGUCGCUUGGUGAGACUCGAAAAUCCGCUGAACGCCUCCUGAACGCCAUGGACCUCCGGUCCAAGAGAGAUCUUGAGUUCGGUGCCAAGUAUCGGGAAUUCAUGCAAGAGUACGAGGACCUGGAACACAUGAGUCCUGUGAGCACGACUCGUACAGCAGCAUGCUACCUACCUCACCACGGAGUCCUCCGCCAGUCCAACUUCGGCUCCAAGCUCCGGGUGGUAUUCAAUGGAUCGCAACGCAUCACCUCGGGGGACUCUUUGAACAGCCACCUGAUGGUCGGCGCCAACCUGCUUCCGGCCUUGGCUGACAUUCUUCUCCGCUGGCGUCGGCACCGCUUUGUAUUUGUCACGGACAUCGAGAAGAUGUUCCGGCAAAUCCUCGUCCACCCCGAAGAUCGCCGCUUCCAACGGAUUCUCUGGCGCCCGAGAGUCUCUGAAAAGACGCAAGAAUAUGAGCUCAACACCGUCACCUACGGGCUCGCCUGUGCGCCGUUCCUCGCCGUCCGCACACUCCGCCAACUGGCUACUGACGAGGAAGCACGAGGUCCAAGGGGGGCCCUCGCUCUACGCCAUGAUUGCUACAUGGACGACGUCAUAACGGGAGCCGACUCCCUGCAAACAGAGCUCCGGGAGCUUUGCACGGCGGGCGGGUUUCCGCUGCGGAAGUGGGCCGCCAACAGCGAAGCCAUCCUUGAAGGAGUGCCCUCUGACCACCGGCUGCAGCUAGCGCAUCACUCCUGGGAGAACGAGGUGCAUUCCACCUUGGGCCUGCGCUGGCAUCCCGCCAGCGACGACUUCUCCUUCACGAUCCAGGCUCCAGUCACAGGCGGAUACACCAAGAGGCGAGUCCUGUCAGAGACGGCGCGGUUGUUCGACCCUCUAGGAUGGCUAGCUCCUGUCAUCAUCCGCGCCAAGAUUCUAAUACAGUCUGCAUGGCUGAAGGGGCUGGAUUGGGACACCCCGCUCCCAACCGAGGACGCCCAGUCCUGGCAGCGUCUCCUCUCCGAGCUCCAUGUGUUGGGGCGCCUCAGGAUGGAGCGCUGGCUAGGGACGACUCACCAGGCUUCGCAGAUUGAGAUCCACGGAUUCGCCGACGCGUCCGAACGUGGCUUUGCUGCCGUCGUCUACCUCCGCGUGACCACUGCCGACGGGACGGCCACUCAUCUUCUCGCCGCCAAAACCAAGGUCGCUCCCAUAAAGCCCGUGACUCUCCCGCGGCUGGAACUUUGCGCUGCCUCCUUGCUCGCGAAUCUCACGUGCCAUCUCCGGACUUCACUAGAUAUACCGUCAGCACCGGUAUACCUCUGGUCCGACUCCAGGGUCGCCCUCCACUGGAUCAAGGGUCACGCCUCGCGAUGGAAGACCUACGUGGCCAAUCGGGUGUCGCUGAUUCAACAGCGGCUACCCGAAGCACAGUGGAGGCACGUUCCUGACCAGGAUAAUCCAGCCGACUGCGCAUCCAGAGGAAUCGCCCCGAGGGAUUUGGUGGACCACCCCCUCUGGUGGAGUGGCCCCGACUGGCUCCCCAGGGACUCGUCGCUAUGGCCAGACCAGGACAACCAGACCAUGAUGGGCGAGGUCCCUGAAAUUAAAAGAACUAUAUUAGUCGCCACAUGCAGGGACAAACCGGAGCCGGAACUUCUUCUCCAGUUUUCCUCUCUACACCGACUCUUACGUGUGUCUGCAUGGUGUUUCCGCUGGCGGCCAUCCGGUCGUCAUCCUCUCAGCGCCGUUCUGCUGCCGAGCGAACUUGACGUCUCUCUCUUCCGCUGGCUCAGAGUCGUCCAAGGGAUCCAUUACGCCGCUGAGAUCGCUGCCACUCGAGAAUCUCGCUCGAUGCCCAAGGGCGGCCACCUGGCUAAGCUGCACCCCUUCAUCGACAGCCAAGGAAUCCUCCGCGUUGGGGGUCGCCUGAAACACGCGAUAUUGACCUACGAUGAGCGUCACCCCAUGAUAGCGCCUCCAGCUUCAUGGCUUACCCAGCUCAUCGUAGAGUCUUGCCACCGACGGACGCUGCAUGGAGGCACGCAGCUCACACUGGGACUUCUCCGCCUCCGCUUCUGGGUGCCGCGAGGUCGAGCCGUGGUCAAGCGGAUCCUACACCGAUGCGUGACGUGCGUUCGCUGGCGAGCCAACACUCCGCGGCCUCUGAUGGGCGAUCUCCCGCCAGGUCGGGUUACUCCAGCGCGCCCUUUCCUGAGGACAGGGGUCGAUUACGCCGGUCCGAUAUUCCUCCGCACAUCCAAGGGGCGAGGACAGCGAGCACACAAGGCCUUCAUAGCCUUAUUUGUCUGCCUUUGUUCCAGAGCGACUCACCUGGAAAUAGUGUCCGACUACUCCACGGACGCAUUCCUCGCCGCAUUCCGCAGGUUCAUCUCCCGUCGAGGCCUAUGCGAGGAAAUGUACUCCGACUGCGGCACCAACUUCGUCGGAGCGGACAGGCAGCUGCGAGAGUUCUUCCGUGCGUCUUCCCCCGACGGCCGUCGCAUCGCGCAGGGAAUCACCAAGGAGGGCGUAUCCUGGCGUUUCAAUCCUCCUGCCGCGCCGCACUUUGGAGGGCUAUGGGAGGCCGCGGUGAAAUCGACCAAGCAUCACCUGCGACGAGUGAUCGGAGAGUCUACUCUCACCUUUGAGGAGAUGAGCACUCUCCUAGCGCAAAUCGAGGCUUGCUUAAACUCUCGUCCGUUACAGGCCUUGUCGGAUGAUCCGGAUGACCUGUCCGCCUUGACUCCAGGUCACCUCCUCAUAGGCGCUCCGCUGUUGGCAGUUCCGGAACCUUCGCUGGCAGAUCAGUCACCGAACUCGCUGUCGCGAUGGCAGCUACUCCAGCAAAUGCGUGACCACUUCUGGCAGCGAUGGUCACAGAAGUACCUCCACGCCUUGGCACCUCGGUCGAAAUGGCUCAAGGCCGAGCCAGCACCAGAAGUCGGAGCACUGUGCCUCAUCCGCUCGGAGUCCACCUCGCCCACCCAUUGGCCCCUCGCGAGAAUUACCCGGUUACACCCCGGAAGCGACGGAACGGUCCGCGUCGUGACCGUCCGAACCUCCACCUCGGAAUUCGUCCGGCCGGUGGUGAAACUUGUCCUCCUGCCGGGGGUCAAGGAGGCUCACGCGUCCGCGAACGAAUAG